Messenger RNA from Exophiala spinifera, 1167 nucleotides. RefSeq lists its product as uncharacterized. The transcript has 2 exons. The coding region runs from base 1 to 1167 and encodes 388 amino acids. Lineage: Eukaryota; Fungi; Ascomycota; Eurotiomycetes; Chaetothyriales; Herpotrichiellaceae. The record is from RefSeq and is a predicted model, not a curated record.
AUGGGUCAACCAGGGCAUGUAAAUAUUCCUCCCAGCCCUCAUACCUGCCAACUCUCCAUCAUCAACACGACGUGCGACAUCUGCGUUCCUCCUCCAUGGCUUGUAGAGCCACCAAUCGAAGGGUAUGAAUGGAUGAACCUGCCGACCUACUCGUUUCACAUCAAGCAUGCUUCUUCAGGGACCGAACUGCUCUUCGACCUGGGCGGUCGCAAAGACUGGGAGAAUUUUGUGCCCAAUUUGGCCAACUUGAUCCGCGAGCAGAUGCGCGGUCUACGGGUCCAGAAGGAUGUCAUAGACAUUUUGCCAGAUGGUGGCGUUGACAUCAACAAUGUUCAGGCGGUGGUGUUCAGCCACCAUCAUUGGGAUCAUGUCGGCGCCCCUGGCAAUCUGCCCAAGUGUGUCCGGUUGGUCGUGGGGCCUGGAUUUCGGGAUGCAUUCCUACCUGGAUACCCGACGAAGCCCGACUCGGAGUUCCACGAGGCAGACUUCGAGGGUCGAGAUGUGGUGGAAGUGGCCUUCACGGACGACUUGAAGAUCGGGAAGUUUCAAGCACACGACUAUUUCGGCGAUGGCAGCUUUUAUAUCUUGAACGUGCCUGGGCAUGCGAUCGGGCAUGUCUCUGGUCUGGUCCGCACCACACCAGAUACUUUCGUCUUCCUGGGAGGCGAUGUAUGCCAUCAGGCGGGAGUGUUUCGACCGACCAAGUCGAUACCACUGCCGGAUCAGAUCCCGGACGAAGCUGUACUUGACCAGCGAAUACCCCGGCCAUGCCUUUGUACGGGCUUCUUGUCAUCUCACCCCGACCAAGCCAACGGUCGCACAACUCCCUUCCUGAAAAUCCCGACUGCUGCAGGAAGCUGGUACCGUGAGCCUGAAGUGGCUCGACAGUCGGCACAAGGUGUUGAGGAGUUUGACGCUGACCCGAACGUGCUGGUGGUCAUCGCUCACGACCCAACGUCGCUAGAGGUGUUUGAUUUCUUCCCCAAGGCUAGUAUGAAUGACUGGCAGAAGAAAGGCUGGAAGCGAGCAGCUCAUUGGGGGUUUUUGAGCGAGCUACCAUACAACGGCAAGACAGUGAGGCCGACAUUGGUGGAUGGAUUGUAUGACAAGGAGGGGAGGAAGCUUCGAGGAUUGGAUGUGAAUGAGCCAUUAGCUGUAUAUACCUGA